Messenger RNA from Saprolegnia diclina VS20, 918 nucleotides. RefSeq lists its product as hypothetical. The transcript is spliced from 9 exons. Gene Ontology annotation, cellular component: endoplasmic reticulum; Golgi apparatus. Bases 1 to 912 code for a protein of 303 amino acids. Gene Ontology annotation, molecular function: protein-cysteine S-palmitoyltransferase activity. The record is from RefSeq and is a predicted model, not a curated record. Lineage: Eukaryota; Oomycota; Saprolegniomycetes; Saprolegniales; Saprolegniaceae. Gene Ontology annotation, biological process: peptidyl-L-cysteine S-palmitoylation; protein targeting to membrane.
AUGGCAGACAACGACGACGAGGCGAGGCUGCUUGCGACCGCGCCGUACUACGAGUCGUGGCACGGCAACCAAGACUUCUACCGACGCGGCGCCGUCGUCGUGAGCAAGACGCAGUGGAAGAACUGUGUCGGGACCGUCCUCUUCAUCACGUCCGUCAUCGGUCUCUACAUCUACGUCGUGAUGGUCACGUCGCUGCCGCUUGCGUACAUCGGCAUCACGAUCCCAGGCUACAUCAACGCGCUCUACUGGUUUGCCAGGACGGCCUUUAUGGACCCUGGCUUUGUGCCCAAGCGCUACGAGCAACAGCGGGAUGGGCCGUCGACCGCGAACGACGGCGAGGCCGACCGGUUCUGCGCGUUUUGCGAAGUGCCCAAGCCGCCACGCCGAAGCCACUGCCGCGUCUGCAACUGCUGCGUCGACCAGUUUGAUCACCACUGCCCGUGGACGGGCAACUGCGUCGGGAAGCGCAACCACCGCGUCUUUCUAGCCUUUUUACUCGCUCUCGUCGUCCUCGAUCUCUUUAUGUUUGGGACCCUCGUGGCCUUUACGAUCCAGUUUGCCUUUCUCGAAGGCCAUGGGCUCCGCGCCUUUAUGGAUCGCUUCUGGCUCGUGCCCGUGGCGCUGUACGCUACCGGCAGUACGCUCUGCCUCCUCGGCGCGUUCCUUGCCUACCAUAUCCAGCUCAUCUCCAAGAACAUGACGACGAACGAACUCAUUCGUGCACGGACCGCACAAGCGCUCUCGACCAUCAACGCGACGCAUGGAACCGACGACGACGACGACCGCCGGCGACGGCCGUCGGCGUACGCCAACUGGCGGGCCCAUUGGCACCGGUUCCUGACGGCGCCGACGCCUCCGAGCAAAGUCCUCGAAUCACAGACGACCGCCGCACCGUCCAUAGUCAUUGUAUGAUCAAAA